AUGCCUCGCAACGGAGAUGGAUCUGGUGACAAUGGCCCCAUCGAGGGUCACGAGCUACUUCAUGGUGCUUCAGGCGAUAAAACGCUUCAACAUACCAAGCAUGUAGCACCUAUGCCCGAGCAGGAAGCAGGAGAUGCCCUUCCCGGCAUGGGCGCUGGCGGUGCCGCAGCACCCAUCGCCGACGACGCGGAGCAAUUCGGCGUCAACGAGCCCAAGAAAGACCCUCUCGAAGAGGGAGACGAAGAGCCCACGCCAGACCACCUAAAGACCGACACCUCGUCAUCUUCUGCCAACAAGAACUCCAAAAAGCGGGACCAACCGCACCACUCCGCUACUUCCCCUGAGCGCUCUCACCUUGACCAAAAGUUCACCAAGCUGGAUAAAGAUGAGGUUAACAUGUCGACUGCUAGCAGUAAAGGGCAGGAGAUGGAUGCGCGUGCGCAAAGGGUGGCUGACGCGACGGAGAAAAGCAAAGGAGCUGGGGAUGAGAUUGUGAAGAAACAUGGGGGGCAUGCUGACGUGGAGGAAUUGCAUGGCGCGACUAGUUUGGAGCACGGUGAUAAGAGCAAAGACGGUGGUAAGGAUAGUGCGAGUGGGAAGAAGGGUGGAGAGAGUGAAAGUGGGAAUGGAGGUAAGGGAAGUGAAGGUGGUGAACUCAGCCUUGGAGACAAGGUAGCACGGGAACAGGCUAAGAAAUUCGGCGCGAACAUUGAUGCUUAG
Alternaria burnsii is the source of this 720-nucleotide messenger RNA. RefSeq lists its product as uncharacterized. The transcript has 3 exons. The record is from RefSeq and is a predicted model, not a curated record. Bases 1 to 720 code for a protein of 239 amino acids. NCBI's taxonomy places the organism in Eukaryota, Fungi, Ascomycota, Dothideomycetes, Pleosporales, Pleosporaceae.